Messenger RNA from Lachancea dasiensis, 789 nucleotides. NCBI's taxonomy places the organism in Eukaryota, Fungi, Ascomycota, Saccharomycetes, Saccharomycetales, Saccharomycetaceae. The record is from the annotation of a GenBank genome assembly.
AUGGAGCAAGAAGAAACAAAACACAAUCAUGCUGUUGAAAUUCUUCCUAGUAAAGUGCUGAUUGUUUUCAGUAAUGAAGUCCUCAACCGGGAGGACAUUUUAAUGAACAUCUUCAACGUCAGCGUCGAUCCAAGUCGACAGAUACAUCGAGAUGUCCAUUGGUCAAACAAAUACUUCACUGUGAAUUUCGACAUCUACAUUGACGAGUUCGACUAUCUAGAUGAAUGGGUUAAUGAAUUUUGUUGCGCAGAAUUCGAUGAUCUGCGACAAGCACUAGCUGGCUGUAUCCUAAUUAUGCCAUGCAAAGACCGUAAUACUGGUAAUGAUGGCAAUCUAUAUAAACUCGCGCUGCUAGGGAAGUGCAAGGGUUGGGAUGAAAAGUUUGCGAUCAUUUUGGCCACUGACCUUAACGUCGACGAAGAUGUGAGAUGCCGUUUGGAGCAAGGGCUUCUGGAAACUGGGGUUGAAUUGACCUCUGUUACCGGAUCUGAUACGGAAAAAGAGUAUGGAGAAACGUUUGGGAUCCAGAGAAUAAAGGAAGUUAUUGACACUUUCGAAUGGCCGCCUGAGAUGAUCAAACGCCGCGAUCAAACAGCGGGGAAACUAACCAAAUUUUUGGAAGAACCAGCUUUCCCUCUUGAGGAUAUAAUGAGCCAAUUACAGCAGGCUAGGGCUAAAUACUUGAAAAUGAACCCUGGUGAAGAAAGAGACAAUUUCGCGCAUGAGAUGGCCGACGAGCUUGGUCGAAAUUUAUACGGCAGCUCACCAGUUAGCGAUUUGUUUUUUUAG